AUGUCAGCAUCAGGAUCACGUGGUCGAGGUCGUGGUAAACGAGUUAAUCGAGUAGAUAUAGGCCCACCAGAACCCUAUAGGUCUCAAUCAAUAGCUAUAAUACCUGAGAAAUUCCAUCAAGGAAAUAAAGAAAAUCGUAUGAUGAAUCGUCCACCAUCAUCAUCAUCAACAACAACAUCAUCCGGACGAAAACCUUCUACUGAUCAUUGUAAAUCUACAUCUCGUUCUUCAACAAAUCGAGCUAAAUCUACACAUUCACACAGAAAUUCUAUUCGUUCAGCAGUACCCGAUACAUCCAUAAUAUCGAUAGCACAACGACCAGAUCAAGGUGGAACAGCUGGUCAAAAACUAAGAUUAUAUACAAAUCAUUUUAAAUGUAAUAUUCCUCAAAUAUUAAAAUGUCAUCAAUAUGAUAUUGAGUUAGAAGCAGCUAAUCGAGAUAAUACAUGGCGUCCAGCAAAAAAAGAUGAUCGCUUUCUUAUAUUAAGAAAAAUAAUUGAACGUGAACAUUUUCCAUUAGUUUGGUAUGAUGAAGGAAAAAGUCUUUAUUCAAUUGAAUUACUUGUUGAUUUAAAAGAUCAAUAUGAAAUAAUUAUAAAAGAUAAAAAAAGUGAUAGAGAACAAAAAUAUCGUUUAUUAAUAAUUAAUCUUGUUAAAUCAUAUGAUAUACAGGUUCUUUGGGAUUUUAUUGAAAAUAAAAUAGCUAUUCGUCCAAGAGAUCCUAUAAGAAUAUUAGAAACACUUCUUAAACAAACCACUCGUGCAACAAUGGUUUGUGUUAAAAAUCAAUUUUAUGAUAGACGACAAGACUUAGAUGAUUUAGGUGAUGGUCGAGGUUUAGCUCAUGGAUUUUAUCAAGCAAUGUUUUUAACAAAAAUUGGUGCAACAUUAAAUAUUAAUUCUACAUUUACAUGUUUUUAUCAACCAUUCAAUUUAGUUGAUUUUCUAUGUGAAUAUCUUCAACAUAAUAUAAUUCGAGAUGGUAUUGAUGAACGUGAACAACAAUUAUUAUUACGAAAAGUACUUAAACCUAUAUGGCUUGAAACUCAUCAUACAGAAAGUGUAAGAAAAUAUCGUAUACGUGGUUUUGGUGCAUCAGCACGACAACAUACAUUUCCACGUAUUGUUGAUGGUACUAAUGAAGAUAAUCAAGAACGACAAUCAGUUUAUGAAUAUUUCUUAGAAAAAUAUCAAAUUACUUUAAAAUAUCCAAAUUUACCAACCGUUGAAUUAUAUACACCACCAAAUAAAACACAAUUUCAUUAUUUACCAAUGGAAUGUUGUACAAUUCAAGCCUGGCAACGUUCAAUAAAACCUUUAACAACAGAUCAACGUGCACGUGUAACAAAAAAAACUGUUGUCAAUCCAACACAACGAUAUCAAUCAAUAAUGGAUAUAAUUCAAAUAAGAAAUUUUAAUCAAGAUAAAUAUUUAAAUGAAAUUGGUAUGAGUAUUGAUGAUCAACAAAUGCUUACUGUACCAGCAAGAUUUAUUCCACCACCAGAAAUUAAAUAUAAAAGUGGACGAGAUGGACAAAGUGAUAUUGUUGAAAGAAUUAAUAUUGGAAAAUGGAAUUUGAGAAAUCGAUUUCAAAAAACGAGAACUAUUGAUCGAUGGGCAUGUGUUUUGAUUUCAUCACAAAAACCAAAUCCUAAUCAAUUAUCAAUUGCAAAACAAUUUAUUGAUCAAUUUCCUUAUAUAAUUAAACAAUAUGGAAUAUGUUUUCAAACAAAUCCAAUAAUGUUUAGUGAUCCAGCUAAUCCACAAGUUAUACAUGAUCGUUUAAGAGAAUUAAAAGAAAAAAAUUGUGAAGUUGUUUUAAUUAUUCUUAAUGGUGUAGGAGAAGAUAUUUAUAAAUCAAUUAAAUAUUCUGGAAAUCAAAAACUUGGAAUUGUUACACAAUGUACUGAUUUUGUUGCUAUUGCAAAAAAUAUUAGAAAUAAAAAACUCGAUAUGUAUUUACAAAAUCUUGUACAAAAAUUUAAUGCUAAACUUGGUGGUGUAAAUGGAAUGGUGUCUUUAGCUCGAGCAUUAACAUCAUCAUCAACAAAAGAUGAUAUAUU
Molecule: messenger RNA, 2063 nt
Organism: Rotaria sordida
Lineage: Eukaryota; Metazoa; Rotifera; Eurotatoria; Philodinida; Philodinidae
Source: the annotation of a GenBank genome assembly